Anthostomella pinea is the source of this 735-nucleotide messenger RNA. The record is from the annotation of a GenBank genome assembly. NCBI's taxonomy places the organism in Eukaryota, Fungi, Ascomycota, Sordariomycetes, Xylariales, Xylariaceae.
AUGCAUCUCCUACAAUGCAUCAGUCUCGGCCUGCUCCUGGUGGAAAGCAGCGUGCAGUUGAGCGUGCGGCGGGGCAUCGAGCCAGAACAGAACGGUCACAUUUCCAAGAGAGCUUGGGAUGAUGUAAAUAAAUGCAUGGAGGAGCAGUGCUUGAACGGCGUGGCAUUCAUUCUAAUACGCGACACACUCAUGACAACACCCGGGGGGAAGAAAGAGCUCGGUGAGAAGAACGCGCAAUGCAAAAAAUGGUGCCAGAAGAAUUGGAAUACGAUCGGAAGCGACGACCAAAAGUGGGCGGAUAUCUUGCUAAAUGAAAUGAAGGAGCCGGACACAGCGCAGUCAGGCGCUCCGGUGACAAGCGCUUACACGCCGUCGUCAGCCGCUUCGGGACCAGGCGGGCGGUAUUGUAACGUGAGAUAUUCAAAGGCGUACACGAAGGCCAACAUAAAAUUUUCGAAGACGUACACGAAGGCCGACGUAAAGUGGUCAACGUGGGCGUCUCGGUACAAUGAGGCCACGACACACUGCGAAGAAUCCAGCUCAGAAGAGUCCGACAACGAGGAGGCCCAGGAACAGGCCCAACAGGCGCAGGAGGCGGCUCAGAAGAAGGGAAAAAAGAAGGGAAAGAAGACAGGAAAGGGAGAUAAUAAGAAAGACUGGCAAAUGGUUAUGAGGGGUGAUGGAACGAUAGGUUGGAAAAACAAAAUGACAGGUGUGAUUCAGUGGUCUGGAUGA